AUGGCCAUAGAUCCCAACCACACCACCACUACAGCCACUGCCGCCAUGGCCACCACCACAGCCACCUCCACUGUCCCCACAACCACCACGAGACCUAUAAGACCCAUAUCAUCUUCUCCUGUUCCGCCUAAUCUGUACCCAAGCCAAGCCCUCCCAAUUCGAACCCAAUCACCAUCAGCAUCACCAGUAGCAGCAGCAGCACAUCACAAUCAGGGGGUUCUUUACCCAGUGGCUUCUUCAGGCCGAGGCUUCAUUCCCAGGCCCAGUUGGCCCGCCACUGCCGGAGGCGAACACACAGUCACUGUGGCCAACGCUGGAGGAGGAGGAGCUGGAGCUGCCUACCCAUCUCGGCCCUUACUCAAUUUCCCUCCUCAGCAGCCUAUUUCACUGCAAUUGAUAAGACCCACCUACAACUUGGCACCAUCUCCUCUUCCUCCUCCGAUUAAGGGCCUUCCCCUUUCUUCAACUCCCGAGGUUGCUCCAUCUUCAGUGCCUGACAGCAAUGGUUUUAAAGACAUCAGGGAUAAAAGCAGAGAUGAUAACUUAGCUGUCAUUAGAGGUCGAAAAGUCAGAAUGACAGAUGGAGCUUCUCUAUAUGUUCAUUGUCGGUCAUGGUUGAGGAAUGGAGUUCCUGAAGAAUGUCAGCCACAAUAUGGCGAUGCUGUAAGGUCUCUUCCAAAACCAUCACCUAUACCUAUGGCAAGUGCUACUUUGCCUAAGAAGGAGGAAGGUGAACAAGAAAAAGAAGGAAAAAAAGAUGAUAAUGAGGAUGAGGAUGAGGAGUACAUUCAACGCUCAUCACCACAUGAUCUGUUAAAAAGACAUGUCAAACGUGCCAGAAAAGUUCGAGCACGGUUAAGAGAAGAACGCUUAGGGCGAAUUGCAAGGUACAAGUCUAGGCUUGCUCUUCUCCUUCCUCCUUUGGUAGAACAGUUCAGAAAUGAUCUAGCUGCUGGAAACUGA
Molecule: messenger RNA, 963 nt
Organism: Prunus armeniaca (apricot)
Lineage: Eukaryota; Viridiplantae; Streptophyta; Magnoliopsida; Rosales; Rosaceae
Source: the annotation of a GenBank genome assembly